Molecule: messenger RNA, 219 nt
Organism: Fibroporia radiculosa
Lineage: Eukaryota; Fungi; Basidiomycota; Agaricomycetes; Polyporales; Fibroporiaceae
Exons: 2
Coding region: 1-219 (72 amino acids)
Source: RefSeq, a predicted model, not a curated record
AUGUUGCAGAUUGACGUUAAUCUGGCAUACAGGAACAACAGACACUUUUUGUCUAGUUCUGACAGCGAUGUGCUGAACUCUGCAUUGUUGUGGACUAAUUCUACCACCCAAAUUCUUGCUUCCCUUAACUUUCUCUUGUCAAGGAAAGACGCUGGGGUCUGUACUGCCCUUCUUGCUCGUAUUGUGGUGGCCUUCCUUGUCUGGAUGAUGCUGAUGUAG